This is a messenger RNA of Elaeis guineensis (African oil palm), 1397 nucleotides long. RefSeq names its product probable sodium/metabolite cotransporter BASS1, chloroplastic. Gene Ontology annotation, cellular component: membrane. NCBI's taxonomy places the organism in Eukaryota, Viridiplantae, Streptophyta, Magnoliopsida, Arecales, Arecaceae. The record is from RefSeq and is a predicted model, not a curated record.
CCAAUCGAGUCCUUAUUGUACGAUCUACAAAGCAAUUGUCAACCUCACCAAUUCGGCAAUUCUUCUCCUGAAAACAGUAGAUAACGUAUACGACAUAUCGUCACUCUGUUUUGCUUCUGCUGGUGCUAUCAAUGUCUCUCCGCCUGCCCAUUCAACCCUUGAUCCCCAACCAUGAACGCCAAAUCAAAUUGCUCGCUCUCCGCCCUCCAAGAUCCAAUUUUUAUGGCCCCCCAAAGCUCCUCACCGUCAAAUCUCUCGCCAGAACGCCGGACCCGGCCUCUCCAGUUAAACCCCGAUGGGAGAAGAUGCUAUCGACAGCGGCUAGUCUGUACCCUCUCUACGUGACCUUCGGAGGCACUGUUGCCUGCGUAAAGCCUUCGGCUUUCUCCUGGUUCGUGGAGCGGGCCCCCGCCUCGUAUAGCUUCUCUCUGGGUUUCAUAAUGCUGGCUAUGGGCCUAACUCUGGAGCUGAGGGAUUUGUUUGCCCUCCUCCGCCAAAGGCCUUUCUCUAUACUAUUUGGUUGUGUUGCUCAAUACACAAUAAUGCCAGCUUCUGGAGCUAUAGUUAGCAGAGCACUUGGACUUCCACCAUCCUUUUCAGUUGGUCUCAUUCUGCUGGCAUGUUGUCCUGGAGGAACGGCAUCCAAUGUGGUGACAUUAAUUGCCCAAGGAGAUGUGCCAUUAUCCAUUGUGAUGACUGUAUGCACCACUCUAGCUGCAGUGCUUCUCACUCCUCUCUUGACCAAAAUUCUGGCUGGAACCUAUGUCCCUGUGGAUGCCAUGAAACUUUCUAUCAGUACUUUGCAGGUGGUUGUUGCUCCAAUUUUGUUGGGUUCUUACAUGCAAAGCAAAUUUCCUGCCAUCAUAAAAGUUAUUAUGCCCUUUGCUCCUCUUCUUGCAGUGUUAACUUCUUCACUUCUUGCAAGCAGUGUAUUCUCAGAAAAUGUUGUGCGUCUGAAAUCAUCAAUCAUCAAUGCAUCAGAUUGUGGGAUCCAGGGCAUAUUUUCUGGACAUUUCGGGGUUGCAGUACUGUCAGUUCUGUUAUUGCAUUUUGCAGGCUUUUUCGUGGGAUACCUGUCUGCAACAAUUUGUGGUGUCAGAGAAAGGCAGCGUCGAGCAAUUUCAAUUGAGGUUGGCAUGCAAAACUCUUCCUUGGGUGUUGUUUUAGCAACUGCGCACUUUUCAUCCCCACUCGUCGCCUUACCGCCUGCAUUGUCUGCUGUGCUUAUGAAUAUUAUGGGCAGCACUUUGGCUUUUAUAUGGAGGUAUCUUGAUCCAUCUGAUACUAAGAGUGAUUAGUAUCAAGUUAUGUAAAUUCAAUCAUUUUUUCAACUAAUUGUACUGAAGAUUUGCACAGCUUACAAUUUUUCAAUUCUCAGUCAAGUAUCUUCAUUUAAA